Zingiber officinale is the source of this 1809-nucleotide messenger RNA. RefSeq names its product G2/mitotic-specific cyclin-2-like. Gene Ontology annotation, biological process: mitotic cell cycle phase transition; regulation of cyclin-dependent protein serine/threonine kinase activity. Lineage: Eukaryota; Viridiplantae; Streptophyta; Magnoliopsida; Zingiberales; Zingiberaceae. Gene Ontology annotation, molecular function: cyclin-dependent protein serine/threonine kinase regulator activity. The transcript has 11 exons. Gene Ontology annotation, cellular component: cytoplasm; cyclin-dependent protein kinase holoenzyme complex; nucleus. The record is from RefSeq and is a predicted model, not a curated record. The coding region runs from base 314 to 1555 and encodes 413 amino acids.
UUUUUCCCCUUCGCCCCUCUUUAUCUGCCCUCGCCACUUUGACACACACACAGAAAAAGAGUGUUGAAGCAGUGGAGACUCCGUUCAUGCCCUCGCUCACCAACAAAGUCGUUGGGUUCACAGCCAGCUGAGGACUUCUUCCAACUGCGGGAGAUCGCGUCCAUCCACUUGGUGCUCGAGGUCUUGUUUUAUCUUCUUCGCCAAUCGAUCCCCCAGCUUUGCGGUGGUUUCCAGUAGCUCGAUCAAUCUUUGAGGCUUCCAGAUCGGCCCUAAAGAUCAGAUCUUUGUUGUCUUUUACGGAUUUCAAGCGGAGAUGGAAGGAGCUGGUGAGAUCAGACGAGGCGUGGCGAAACCUGCAGUUGUGCAAGAUGUGGGCAAUCGAAGAGCACUCCGGGAUAUAAGGAAUCUCGUGGGCGAAGCACCAUAUGCUUGUGCGAUCAGAAAGAACAGCAAGAGUGGUUUGCAUGAACAUAAUACAACAUGUAUAGCUCGACGGCCAGUGACAAGGAAAUUUGCAGCGACAUUGGCAACUAAACAACAAACUUCUCCGCAGAAUGAGCGAAUUGGGAAAGAGAACCCGGAGAAAAAACCUGAAUCAUUACUAACCAGUUCAAAUUGUUUGAAUAUUUGUACUGACAUAGAAGAGGAUGGCACCAUGGUUGAUGAGAUGGAAGAAAUGGAUCAAUCUGGCCUCAAGGAUGUCGAAAUGGAAGAUCGCAUCCUAGAUUCUUUUCCAGAUAUUGAUAGCUGUGAUUCAAAUAAUCCACUUGCAGUCGUUGAGUAUGUAGAAGAUAUAUACAGCUUUUACAGAAAAACUGAGGUUACAAGUUGUGUAAGUCCAGAUUACAUGUCUCAACAGUUUGACAUCAAUGAAAAAAUGAGAGCCAUUUUGGUUGACUGGCUAGUAGAGGUUCAUUACAAAUUUGAGCUGAUGGACGAGACACUUUUUCUGACUGUGAAUAUUAUAGACAGAUUCUUGGCGAGGCAGACUAUUGUCAGAAAGAAACUGCAGCUGGUUGGUGUUACAGCCAUGCUUCUUGCUUGCAAAUACGAGGAAGUCUCUGUUCCUGUAGUACAGGAUUUAGUGCUCAUCUCUGAUCGAGCUUACACUAGGGAAGAAAUCCUAGAAAUGGAAGUACUGAUCCUGAACACCUUGCAAUUCAACAUGUCUGUGCCAACACCUUACGUUUUUAUGAGAAGAUUUCUAAAGGUAGCUGAGUCUGACAAGAAGCUUGAGCUGCUUUCAUUUUUCAUCAUAGAGCUUUGCCUCGUUGAGUGCAAAAUGCUCAUGUUCCAACCAUCCUUGCUGGCUGCUGCCGCAAUAUACACUGCGCAGUGUACUCUCCAAAGAUGCAAAUGCUGGAAUAGAACUAGUGAGAUGCACACUACCUAUUCAGAGGACCAACUGCUUGAGUGUUCUAGGUUCAUGGUCGACUUCCACCAGAAUGCAAGAACUGGGAAGCUGACUGGAGUCCACAGGAAAUACAGUUCCUUCAAAUAUGGAUGCACAGCAAAAUCAGAACCUGCUCAUUUUUUAUUGAACGCUGAUCUUUAGAGCAAAUUGGAAUUUCUUGAAAGGAGAACCAAACAUGACAUAAGUUGGUGACAUGAGUGAGCGUGGGUCGCAACAUAAGUUGCAGAACAUGAUGCAAUUGAAGUUGCCUGAAGAAUAAUUGUAGAUUCGUUAUUAAGUUAAACUCAGAAUCUUUUGAUAAGAUUCAAAAUAAGUUGGUGUAACUUGAGUGUUGUAACUUUCAUUUGACUUGCUUUAAUGAAAUUGAUGGACUAGAAAUAUAUAAGAAAACUUCU